Aquila chrysaetos chrysaetos is the source of this 5269-nucleotide messenger RNA. RefSeq names its product catenin delta 1 (gene CTNND1). The coding region runs from base 379 to 3270 and encodes 963 amino acids. The transcript has 20 exons. NCBI's taxonomy places the organism in Eukaryota, Metazoa, Chordata, Aves, Accipitriformes, Accipitridae. Gene Ontology annotation, cellular component: plasma membrane; nucleus; adherens junction. Gene Ontology annotation, biological process: cell-cell adhesion; cell-cell junction assembly. The record is from RefSeq and is a predicted model, not a curated record. Gene Ontology annotation, molecular function: cadherin binding.
CCUCGCCUCGCCGCCGCUGCGGCGGCUCCCCGCGGAGCGGGCCGGGCGGCCGUGCCGCCGCCGCGGGGCGGGACCGCCGCCUCGCCGCCUCUCCCCCCCCUCCCCCCCCCUGUCCGCCGAGGAUCCCGGCCACGCUCUCUUCCCUCCUGCUUCCUCACUGUGGUGGCUGGGCUAUUUCUCCCAUGACUCUCUGCGUCUAGACGUGGCUGUCCCGUGCCUUUGCCAAUCAAACCUGAACUUCCUCCUCUAACAGUGAAGAGAGGGGCUCCUGCCCUUCUGGGUCAGUUUUCUUCCCCUCACAUUGACACCGAGCCACCUCUGCUUGUGCCUCCCUGUGCCCUCCGCCCCUGCCCUGCCCAUCCUGGGCACCCAUCACCCAUGGACGACUCAGAAGUGGAGUCGACCGCCAGCAUCCUUGCCUCUGUCAAGGAGCAGGAGGCACAGUUCGAGAAGUUGACCCGGGCGCUGGAGGAGGAACGGCGCCAUGUCUCAGCCCAGCUGGAACGAGUCCGGGUCUCCCCACAGGACGCCAGCCCGGGCUUGGCCAACGGCACGCUCACCCGGCGGCACCAGAACGGCCGUUUCUUGGGCGAUGCUGACCUGGAAAGGCAGAAAUACCCAGAUCUGAAGCUCAACGGGCCACAGGACCACAGCCACCUCUUGUACAGCACAAUCCCCAGGAUGCAGGACCCGGGCCAGAUCGUGGAGGAGACGUACACCAUGGAGGAGGACCCAGAAGGGGCCAUGUCAGUUGUGUCUGUGGAGACAUCAGACGAUGGGACAACCCGGCGUACAGAGACCACGGUGAAGAAAGUGGUGAAGACAGUGACCACCCGGACGGUGCAGCAGGUGCCAGUGGGGCCUGAUGGGUUACCUUUGGAAACCUCCCCCGUCACCAGCAACUACGUCCAGACCAUGGACAGGAACUUCCGCAAGAAUGGCAAUGGGGGCCCUGGCGGCUACCUGAGCCAGCCAGGCACAGCCACCCUUCCUCGAAACUACCACUACCCCGACGGCUACGGCCGCCCCUAUGAGGACGGCUACCCGGGCAGUGAUCACAGCUACGGCAGCCUGUCCCGUGUCACCCGCAUUGAUGAGCGUUACCGCCCCUCCAUGGACACCUACCGGGCUCCCAGCCGUCAGGACAUCUAUGGCCCCCAGCCUCAAGUGCGUGUCGGGGGCAGCAACAUGGACCUCAACCAUUUCCACCCUGAGCCAUACGGCCUGGAGGAUGACCAACGCAGUGUGGGCUUUGAAGAUGUGGACUACGGGCUUAUGUCGGACUACGGCACAGCCAGGCGGGCAGGGACCCCGUCUGAUCCUCGGCGACGGCUCAGGAGCUAUGAAGACAUGCUGGUGGAUGAAGUGGCCCCCGACCGGUACUACUGGGCCCCUCUGGCUCAGCACGAGCGGGGUAGCUUGGCUAGUCUGGACAGCCUGCGGAAGGGAGGUCCGGCCCCGGGUAACUGGCGCCAGCCAGAGCUGCCGGAGGUAAUAGCCAUGCUGAGCUUCCGUCUGGAUGCCGUCAAGUCCAAUGCGGCCGCCUACCUGCAGCACCUCUGCUACCGUAAUGACAAGGUGAAGACAGAGGUGCGCAAGCUGAAGGGCAUUCCUGUGCUGGUGGGGUUGUUAGACCACCCCAAGAAAGAGGUUCACUAUGGUGCCUGUGGAGCCCUCAAGAACAUCUCUUUCGGCAAGGACCAAGACAAUAAGAUUGCCAUCAAGAACUGUGAUGGGGUACCUGCUCUGGUGCGCCUGUUGCGGAAGGCCCAUGACAUGGACCUCACGGAGGUCAUCACAGGAACACUGUGGAACCUGUCCUCGCACGACUCCAUCAAGAUGGCCAUUGUGGAUCAUGCACUACAUGCUCUGACUGAUGAGGUUGUCAUUCCCCGCUCAGGCUGGGAGCGGGAACCCAAUGAGGACUCGAAACCCCGCCAUAUCGAGUGGGAGUCAGUGCUCACCAACACUGCUGGCUGCCUUAGGAACGUGAGCUCAGAGCGGAGUGAGGCCCGUCGGAAGCUGCGGGAAUGUGAUGGGCUGGUGGAUGCCCUGAUCUACAUAGUCCAGUCUGAGAUUGGCCAGAAGGACUCGGACAGCAAGCUGGUGGAGAACUGUGUGUGUCUGCUGAGAAACUUGUCCUACCAAGUCCACCGUGAGAUCCCCCAUGCUGAGCGUUACCAGGAGACACCUCUGGCCCCGGCCAACAAUGCUGGGCCCCAUGCUGCGAGCUGCUUUGGUGCCAAGAAGGGCAAAGACGAAUGGUUCUCCAGAGGUAAAAAGCUCCCAGAAGACCCUGGUGCCGAUACAGUGGAUUUUCCCAAAAGAACAACUCCAGCCAAAGGCUACGAGCUCCUCUUCCAGCCAGAAGUGGUCCGGAUAUACAUCUCACUUCUAAAGGAAAGCAAGACUCCAGCCAUCCUAGAGGCUUCAGCAGGAGCCAUUCAGAACCUGUGCGCUGGCAGUUGGACGUAUGGUCGGUACAUCCGCUCAGCGCUGCGCCAGGAGAAGGGACUCUCUGCCAUUGCUGACCUCCUGACCCAUGACAGCGAGCGAGUGGUGAAAGCAGCGUCCGGAGCCCUGCGCAACCUGGCUGUCGACUUGCGUAACAAAGAGCUGAUAGGUAAACAUGCCAUCCCCAACCUAGUGAAGAACUUGCCUGGAGGUCAGCAGACCCCAGCCAAAAAUCUGUCUGAGGACACAGUGGUGUCAAUCCUCAACACCAUCAAUGAAGUAAUUGUAGACAACCUUGAGGCUGCCAAGAAGCUGCGGGAAACGCAGGGCAUUGAGAAGUUGGUGCUGAUCAACAAAUCUGGGAACCGCUCAGAGAGAGAAGUCCGAGCAGCUGCCCUCGUCUUGCAGACAGUCUGGGGAUAUAAAGAGCUGCGGAAGCCCCUUGAGAAGGAAGGCUGGAAGAAGUCAGAUUUCCAGGUGAACCUGAGCAAUGCCUCUCGGACCCAGGGAGGCAACUCAUUUGAUGACAGCACCUUGCCUCUCAUCGACAGGAACCAGAAAACAGACAAGAAAUCCUCCCGGGAGGAGAUCCAGAUGAGCAACAUGGGACCAGACAACUAUUCCACACUCAAUGAGAGGGACCACAGCAGGACACUGGACCGAUCUGGUGACCUUGGAGAUAUGGAGCCGGUGAAGGUAGCGCCAUUGAUGCAGGAGGAGGGGCAGGAAUCGCAGCCUGAGGUAGAGGAAGCAGAGGAGGAUGCUGCCGUGUUUUCCCCCGUGUCGGUAUGUCCCGCAGUGUUCUGCCCAAUCUGAACAGCGGUGACAGAUCCUGCUACGCUGUUAGGGGUGCUUUAACCAUCCAAAUUCUGCUCUGAUUGCUGCUGCCUGCAAUCGGUGCCUGAUCUACUGGGGCCAUGAUCACGCCUCCACUGCUCGCUUGCUCUCUGGGCGUGCUAACAUAUCUCCCUCUCUCUCCACAGCAGAAGAUCUAGCUGAUGUCCCUGCCUCCACUCAGUUUGGGUUGAUAAUAUAUUAUAUAUAUAAAUAUAUAUAUAUAUAUAACUCUUUGUGGUGGAAUGGACCGACUUUUACCUUGUCUUAUUUUUGGAUUUUUUUGCUGGACUGUUUGUGCCAACUAGCCAGCCAAAUGACUGGGCCUGGUCCCCCAGGGGCAGCCCAGACCACUCUGCCUCCUCUAGACUGCUGCACCUCCCCAUUCUGGGACAUCUCGACUGAUAACUCUUCCUCCCUGUCCUCCACCACCUCCUUCCUCCAGAGAGUAAAACCCUCCUGCCUGACUCUGCCAGAUUGACUGGCAUGGAUGCUGCAAAAGGACUCUGGAUCUCUGCCUUGACCAGGAACUGCCUUCUCUCCCACACCUUCCCUCUGCUUGGAGACAUCUGCAGGGACAGAGACUGGGACCUCACUCACCGCCUUUUUUGUUUUGUUUUGGGUUUUUUGUUUUGUUGCCUAUAGGAUAUAUUUUUGUGUGGGAUCACUCUCAACCAGGGCCAUGGGGACAAAGGGACUGUCCCUCCCUGGUGGUGGUGGGACCAGGGUGAGGGGGCGUUGGAGUCGUGGGGGGAUGAGGGGAAGGAAAAACAGCAAUAACUUCUCUUGCUUUGCUCUAGAUGAGGCUUCAGGGGCAUGGGAAGGGGGAUCUGGCUCUCUAUCCUGCAGAGGGGUCUGGAUGGGGCUGCUGGCUGCCGCUCAGUGACUGUGUGAGGUGGGAUCCUUAUGUGGGGAAGAUGGUCAGUGCGGGGGGCUUGGACUGGGUCUCCCUUUGGGGGAGGCAAUGGGUCCCUGUGGAAGGAGGAGAUGCAGCAAGGCUUUUGGGGAGAGGCAGGCUUCUUGGGGCAUACUGUGUGCCAGGUGUGAGGAGCAGGCGCUGGCAGGGCUGUAUGUAGGUAGAGCCAGGAUUCCCCCUCUCGCCCCUGUGCACCAGCUGCCUGCGGCGGUGCCCCUCUGACUUUCUCUUGACACGUGCCUUUCUUUUGCCACUGUGAAAUAGCUCUUUGAAUUGUACUGUCUGGCUUCUUAGCUGGGGAAGGGGUGUUUCCUGGGCUGCCGGCAGGGCUGAGCUCUUCCCUUCCCCUCCAGGAGCCUUAACUGUCUGCAGUGGGGCUGGAAGCCGGUUUUUUGGGGGGAUCCCAGCCCCCCUGCUCUCACUGAUGGGGUGCAGGGCUCUCAUCUGCAUCCUGUCCUAGGGAGAUUGGGCUGCCACAGGAGCUGGGACAAUACAAAUCCUCCUCCUCCUCCUCUCUGCUGUGGUGGUGGGGGGCACAUCUAAGUGCUGUGAUCUUUUGGAGAGCCCUUGGGCUCCUUGUGCAACUGGAAGCCUCUGUAGGAGGCUGCAAACUGGAGCAGGAGCCCUCCCCAGCCUGGGGCUCCCCACAAAGCGUGGGCUCACAUGGGGAGCAGGGAGGCUGCAGCAGGCAGAACUGGUGCCUUGCUCCUGCCUCCUCUGCCCAAAAGCACCUCCCAGCUCUGGCUGAGUCCUUUCUAGCUCCAGCCCCACCUCAGCUCGGUUUGGUUUUGUUCUGGGGUCUAACUCUUUUCUUUCCCUUUAAAUAUGUAAAACACUAAUUCCUUUUUUAAUUUUUAAUUCCAGAUGAACCAAAAAAAAAGCUCCCCUCUUCUCUUUUCCCCUGCCCUGGCUCUCCUGGGCCACCCCUGGCCCUGGCAGGGAGUGGGGCUAGGGAGGAGGGGAGCAGGGAACAGCCAGCCAUUCCUUGUCUGAUUCCUGUGCACACUCUUGUAACGCUUUUAAAACAAAAUGAUUUUUUUAUAUAAAUAAAGUUUUUAAAGUGUG